AUGAUUGAUGGCAACAUCAGGACGUUUGGGGAAACGGCGUUUCGUGAAGGUUCACAGGACAAUUUCGGUCCCGCUCCGACCUCACAGGCAAUCGUCAUGCUCCCCGAAAGAAAGGUGAUUCGCCGGGUUGUCAUUCAUUCGGACAACUUGAAGAAAUUCACCGUAUAUGCGGAUAAGGGAAGCGAGGAUUGGGAGAUCAUCAAAGAGGUUAAUAAUGUUGCGUCAAAUCCAAUUGACUUGUCGGUGAAUGCACCGUUCCCCACUGACAAAAUCCGUGGGCCUCCGAUACAGUGGAGUCAGAACAUCGCCCCGUUUGCGGAGUGUCGGGAUCCAAAACUGAAUGAUGAUAACGCAUUUUCAGUUGGAGAGACCUCAAGGCUCAUUAUCGAGAAAACGAAGGCACUCACCAAGGCGGACCAAGAAGAAGAGGAGAACUUUACGCAGGCAACGCUUACAUGGGCAAAACCGCAGCCUGUUCAGCGCAUCAUUGUGGUAGCAGAUAAAGGAAACUUGAAUUCUUUGAAGUCCAAGUUGUAG
Messenger RNA from Geodia barretti, 537 nucleotides. NCBI's taxonomy places the organism in Eukaryota, Metazoa, Porifera, Demospongiae, Tetractinellida, Geodiidae. The record is from the annotation of a GenBank genome assembly.